AGUCUCAAAGAGGGGAUCAUAUAUGGGCAUAUGGCAGCUAUUUGCUGCUGCCACAGUGAUGAACUGUGUAGUGAACUGUGUGUACCCACAAAGAGGAAACCCCAAUGUUCGCAAAGAUCUUAAUAGAAAGAUAAUGCCCAUAGGUGCUGCCAACCAGGAAGUUUACCUCAUGUGGACUUCAACAAGAGAAGAUAUGGGGUCCUCUCAUUGGAUUCCAAACCACUUCGUCCCACUUUUGCCAUUGCAAAUUCCAGCAGAGUUUGUGGAUGACAGUUAUUCAGAAGAGGAGAAGGACAUGGAACUAUCUGGCCUCAGUGGAAUUUUGGAAAUUCUUGAAAAUGAUGCCCUCGAGGACGAUGACCAGCUUUCCCUGCUUGGCUUUCCAGAUGAUGAUAUGACAUUGAUGUCCAUGAUGGAGGAACAGGUACAGAAAACAAGGACUAUGGGGACCGGUAACCAAAGUGAGACGAAUCAAGUGCAGCCACUCUCUAAAAGUUUCAAUGCCCUAAAACAGGACAUUGCAGAUGUGAAGCUCCACGUCAAGGUAGAUGUUCAUAGCCCUGCUGCUGUUAAUGACGAGCAUCAUGCCACUGUAGACACUCGGCUGCCUUCUACUAAUGAUCAGCCUCCUGCCGCUGUCGAUGUUCAGCUCCCCACUACUUUAGACAUUCAGUUUCCAGCUGCUGUUGUUGAUCAGCCUCUUGCCACUGUCGAUGUUCAGCUACCCGCCACUGUCGUUGAUCAGCCUCCUGCCACUGUCGUUGAUCAGCCUCCUGCCGCUGUCGAUGAUCAGCUACCCGCCACUGUUGGUGAUCAGCCUCCUGCCGCUGUUGAUGUUCAGCUGCCCACCACUGUCAAUGAUCAGCCUCCUGCCACUGUCAAUGAUCAGCCUCUUGCCACUGUCGAUGUUCAGCUACCCGCCACUGUUGGUGAUCAGCCUCCUGCCACUGUCGAUGUUCAUUUCCCCACCACUGUCGAUGAUCAGCCUCCUGCCGCUGUCGAUGAUCAUCUACCCGCCACUGUCGUUGAUCAGCCUCCUGCCGCUGUCGAUGAUCAGCUCCCCACCACUUUAGACAUUCAGCCCCCAGGUGCUGUUGAUGAGCAGCCUCCUGCCACCAUUGAUGUACAACCCCCCACUGCUGAUGAUGUUCAGCCAAGGUGGAUGAUUGGCCUUUCAUUAGGUAUUAUACAAGCUGUAAGAAAGGGAAGUGGCAGGAGGGGGAUAUUGUGCAUACCAUUGUGCAUGAUGAUGUUGCUGGGCAGCUCAAUCCCCCAGAUAUCAUCAUGCAAGGAUCACGGAUAUUCUACAUAUUCAAAGACCUGUAAAAAAUACUUCCCAAGGCACGUCCCCACACAAGAGGCAGAUCCUUUUUUUAAAUGGCAUGCAUUUUAUGAAAUAAAUUUUUUCUCCGUCCUUUUGUUAUUUUUGUUUUAUUGA
Molecule: messenger RNA, 1438 nt
Organism: Pecten maximus
Lineage: Eukaryota; Metazoa; Mollusca; Bivalvia; Pectinida; Pectinidae
Exons: 6
Coding region: 23-1438 (471 amino acids)
Source: RefSeq, a predicted model, not a curated record